Staurois parvus is the source of this 528-nucleotide messenger RNA. Lineage: Eukaryota; Metazoa; Chordata; Amphibia; Anura; Ranidae. The record is from the annotation of a GenBank genome assembly.
AUGGGAGCCGUAGUGAGCCGAGCUUUGAGGAACUUUAAUGUGGAGAGCAGAGCUCACCGGCUCAUCGGGAAGGACAAGCCCAGCCUUGCGCCCAGGCACCCGGGCACCAAGGAGCCAGUGACUGGCCUCCUCUCCAGUAACCCUGAAAUCCAGGAAAAAAUGAUCAAAAAGGAUGAUGAGCUUUUAUCACGAUUGAAGGAAGUUUAUGUCGACUCCACGGACCCUUUACCUGAGGUAAAUUGCAUCGAUCAGCCUGCAUCAGAGGAGUUCAGAGUUCCAAACCAGACAUUGAACAGUGCUUUUCUGAAUAUUGAUGCAGACUCCAUUCCAAAGGGUAAAAUUUCUAUUGUUGAGGCUAUGACCAUUCUUGGCAAUUACAAACAUUCUCCACAAACAUGGACUGCAGAGAGGAUAACAAAAGAAUACAGCUUAAAUAUUCAAGACACCAAGGCCCUGUUGGAACAUUUUAAACCUUUUGAAGUGAAGAUCAUUUCCCUAAAAAUUAAGGAACAGAUUGAGGACUUGUAA